CAGUUAUAGACAAUUCUCGAAAGAAAAAUAUAAACAUUUAAAAAAUUCGGAUGGGUUUGGAUAAAAGGGCAUCUCAGCUUCCAUAAUAUGAGCAAUAUGAUAAACUUUGUCCUAUGAAAUGCAGCCAAAAAGUGAUAUGUAACGUUGCUUCUGAUUGGUAGAUAAUAAUGUGGCAGGUGACCAUAAAUCUGUUGCCGCCCGCCAUAUUUGGCACCGGAGCCGGAGUGGCGGUGUUCAUGAUGCGAUUUUCCAUAGGUUUGACCAACCUGUCCGUGGGUACCAUUGUCGAAAACAAAGAAAGACUCAGCCAUGAGACACAGAUACACGCCUACCAGCACGCUCUGCUACUGAUGACGGCAUUAUCUGUGAUGGCAGUCCUGUCUGGGGUACUCCUCAACAUCAUCGACAUACGUCGGGGCGAUGGCGUAAACAGGCGUUUUAUUAAAGAGAAGGUUCGAGGGUUGGACACAACAGAUCUCAUUUUGGAUGACAAACUCAACAAGCGGUACGACACCGAGUACAACUCAGCCUUACCACUAGAGGAUCACGAAUAAUGAUGACGUCACUUUAGAUAGACGUUAUUUACACUAAUGAUGAUGUCACUUUAGAUAGACGUGAUUUACACUAACAAUGAUGAUGUCACUUAAGAUAGACGUUAAUUACGCUAACAAUAAUGAUGUCACUUUAUAUAGACAUUAUUUACACUAACAAUGAUGAUAUCACUUUAAAUAAACAUUAUUCACACUAACAAUGACAUUUAUAUCAAUUACAUUUAAUGUUUCCCCGAGUAAGUAUACUCAUUUCCUCUUCUUUUUUGUUUGUAGAAUAAAUCACUAUGAAUAGUAUAAUACCGAUUUGAAACUUUCCUUGUUCUCAUAAAAAUACAUACAAAACGAAUACUGUUACUAGUAAAAAGAUGUAUGUACAGAAGUUCUUCGUUGCAGAUAAAGUGUAAAUAUUCACCUUUUCGAGAAUAAAUGUUGAAAAUGUG
Messenger RNA from Pecten maximus, 991 nucleotides. RefSeq lists its product as uncharacterized. The transcript is spliced from 3 exons. The record is from RefSeq and is a predicted model, not a curated record. Bases 168 to 554 code for a protein of 128 amino acids. NCBI's taxonomy places the organism in Eukaryota, Metazoa, Mollusca, Bivalvia, Pectinida, Pectinidae.